CCUUGCCCCUCUAUAUAAACCAAGAUUUGCACCACUGGAUCUUCCCAUUCAAGUACCACAAGUCCACAACAUCUGAAGAGAAUACCUCUGGAGCGCACCCAAACUUUCUGCAUUGCUCCCAGCUGGUGGAAGCCAUGGAGCAGGGGAAGAAGAAGCAUACGGGGAGGCUGCAGAAGGUCCUGAGGGAGCAGAAGGCCAGGCUGUACAUCAUCCGCCGCUGCGUCGUCAUGCUUCUCUGCUGGACUGACUGAUCUGAGCUCAUCAAAGGCACAAUCACAAUGUGCCUGAUUGCGCCUUCCCUUCAUUAACUCUCGUCUUCUCUUUUCCCCAUGUUUUUUUCACAUUGGCCUUUGUGAUAUAUAAAGGUUCUCUGUUUUCUC
Molecule: messenger RNA, 380 nt
Organism: Lolium perenne
Lineage: Eukaryota; Viridiplantae; Streptophyta; Magnoliopsida; Poales; Poaceae
Product: small polypeptide DEVIL 8-like
Biological process (GO): negative regulation of cell population proliferation
Source: RefSeq, a predicted model, not a curated record